GGUCAUCGUCUAGUUUGAAAUUCUGUUCCGUACACUUGCACCGUCGCCUCGUAUAGUGAUAUAAUGUACUGAUCAGACUGUAGUCUUCUUUGAACUGAUUAUAAUAAACCUUAAUGUUGAAUGGCCGCGUCUUUUGGAAAGAGAUAAGCCGCAAUAUGCCGUGCCGUGUGACAUUCUUUACCGUCCUCUGUUGGUUAAAGUCCAUUGCAGACUGUUAUGGAGCAGUUCCCUGUGUUAACCACGAUGACUGCGGAGGUGUUCAAUGUCCCACAGGAUACGCCCCUUAUUGUGCCACCAUCCUCUUUAGCCAUUGUAAAUGCAGUCAAUCUGAUGCCACGUGGUCGGCUUGGAACCACUGGAGUGAUUGUAGCGUGACAUGUGGCACUAACAUGGGUUCGCGAUCCAGACAGCGGCGUUGUCUCACCAGGGCUUCUAGUCACGAUAUUUGCGUUGGUAACAGCCAUGAAGCACAUUCCUGUCGAGCAACGUCAUCACAUUGUCCACGAGAUGGUCACUGGGGAAAUUGGUUGCCAUGGUCAGCAUGUAGCGUCUCCUGUGGUACGGGGACGAAGCAUAGACAGCGAACAUGUAACAACCCCACACCGGCCAAUGGAGGGUCCUUCUGCUCUGGUUAUCUAACGGACAAUCAGCCGUGCUCUACUUCCUGUACAACUACGACGACAACAACGACGAUGACAACAACCCCAGCUCCCACAACACCACCAGGAAAGCCUUGUCCAUCAUGUGACCAAACCUUGACUUGCGUGUGGAACCAAACUUGUACUGCAAGUGAAACGUGUAUGGUGCGAGCAGUAACCGGACAUGGAUUUCAGUUUACAAUCCAUUGUAUCCCAAGCGAGGACUGCCACUUCAUGACGACGUAUUUAAGCCAUUCUGAAAUUUACUGCUGCGAUGACAGAGCGUGUCUCCACAAAUAUGUUGGUGUAUAAAACUUUGAAUUUAUUAAUUACCCACGUACUUUUAUUGAAAAUAAAUAAUGUGUGCUAUA
Molecule: messenger RNA, 1009 nt
Organism: Ostrea edulis (European flat oyster)
Lineage: Eukaryota; Metazoa; Mollusca; Bivalvia; Ostreida; Ostreidae
Product: coadhesin-like
Exons: 7
Coding region: 114-950 (278 amino acids)
Source: RefSeq, a predicted model, not a curated record